GAGCCCGGAAGAGUUGAACGGCGGUGAUGAUGGGCAACCAGAGAUUGAGAGGAGAAACAUAAGGUUCAUUUUUAUAGCCGCACUUCGUUGUUUCAACGCGACAUUCAUGCGCGUGUAUACACUCGCCGUUGAAGAAAGGACAGGAGAUAUCACUUUUUCUCCAUUUUGAAGCUGGGUGACGAGGCUACAUGGUGUCUGUCUCCCAUUCAGAGUGUGGAUGUGUGGGUGUCCAGACAUGGAAAGCUACGAGGAGUUUUGCCUGCGGAGUUUGGCCAUACUGCAGGAGGAAGGGAAAUUCAAGAGGACGACAUGUGAGCCACUGUUGUCCCUGAAGGCUCGCUCUGGCAUCCGCUUCCAUGGAAGAGCUGUGCUUUUGCCUCUGCUGAGUGCAGAACAGCGAAGCGAGAUGUGUGACCUCAAACAGAGGGCGGUCCAGCUGGAGGUGGACAGGCAGAACCGGCAGAGGAACAACCUUCUGGCCCGGGUUCAGGACAUACUGGAUCAGACACAAAAAGUACCAAGUGAAGAGGUUGAAAAGCUGCCAGUUUCUAAACCUGCCACAGUCAGUGGCUACACCCUGGUCACUGACUCUCCUGGACUUCCCAGAGACCCUGGAUUUGGGCUUCAGACAGAUGACCAGUCUGCUACUCCAUGCUCUGAGACCCCCAUCCUCAAUGGUUAUAAGGCAGUGGAGGAAGUGAUGGUGGAGAGGGCAGAGAAGAGUGAGGAGGAAGAGGAGGAAGAGGAGGACAUGAGUUUGGACAGUCUUCUUAAGAGAUCAAGGGAGUAUGUGAAGAGAGAGCAGAGUGUGCAGGGAUCAAAAGUUGUCCACACAGUCACCAGGACUCCCCCGCCUGAGACGGCCUCUGACAAGGAGAAUAAGAGCUGCAGUCCCAAGGGGGACACAGGUGUUGAGUUUGGAUUCAGUUUGCACCAUAGCCCUAUUGGCCCACCUCAGACCACAAUCCAGCAUCAAACUCUGUAUGAGCCCACUCCUCAGCAGUCUGGCCGCCUCUCACCUGGUCUACCUGACCGGUAUGCUCGUCUCCCCAGUCCAGAGUCCAGCAUUAGUCCCCGUCCACAGAGACGCAGACCUCGCCCAGUUUCUACAGGGAACAUUCACAUUUCGUUUCCCAUCGGCCCAGCAGACCUUAUCCCACGAAGUCCAGGAAGGUCAGGGGAAGGUGCUGGAAUGGCAGAUUGGGGAGAAGCUCUCUCAGGGGCCACAAAGUCCUCCGAUCCCUGGGGCUCAGUGGGGAGUGAAGGUGGGGCAGGUGUUCGAAAUAGUGGCAGUCGUCGAUCCAGCCACUGUGGUACCAGUCCAGUCCAGGAGACCUGUAGCCCUAUUAGUGCCUCAAGGCCUAGCCUGAAGGGACACCAUGAACAUUUGGCUGCUGGAUUUCGGCGGCGCUGCCACACCCUGGACAGCCAGCUGCAUAGCUACCACUCUGGAGCUGAACACAUAGACCGCAGCCAGGAAAGGGUUCCUCGCUUCAUGGCCGGGGUCACAUGGAUGGCUCCAAGCUGGCGCACUCCUGCAGGCACCUUAAACCAGUCGUAUGAGGUUGAUAAUCCUUCACCAUCCCAGGUCAUAUUUAGGAUGGAGCCUGAUGACCCUCAGGGGAUAAAUGAUGAAAGGAUCACACCAACUGUCUUCAGAAAUGCAGCUGAGGCACAGAGCAGCAAGACAGAGGAGACCCAGAGGCGAGCACAGGCUCUGGAGGACAUGCAAAGGCGUCUGGAGGAGGAGCAUGCCUUGCAGAUGUCGCUGCUCCUGGCCGAGCAGGAGAAAGAGCAACAGCGCCUCCGUCUGGAGCUCGAGGAGACAGAGAGAAGACUAAACGAGCAGGGCUGUGUGCGGGCUUUGAGUGGGGAUGCUUCUGGGUGGACUUGUGACAGCUGUCUUGUUGUGAGCCCCUCCUGCCCAGGACUUAGCCCUGCCCACACACCAUCUGAUAGAUCACCUGGACACAGUAUAGGUUUUUCCAGUCCUGUAAGUUCCAGUGUGUCCUCUCCCUCUGUCCAGACUCCCGUCUAUCUGUGGGGGACAACACGUGUGGUUGGCAAACCUCGAGCCAGGCUGAGUCAGGUUCUGACAGCAGAGCAGCAGAGAGCGUUCUGUCGAAUUGGCGCCAUCAUUCGUGGCUUCCUCACACGCAGACUGCUCAAAACAGAGAAGGUCAAACACCUGCGGCAGACCAUUGUGGACACACAGGAGUUCAUACGGUCAUUCCAGACUGAAGCUCCACAGAGGAGGGGCACCUACUCAGCACAAGAUCGCUCCCUGCAGGAGAGAGUUAGAGCCCAGUUGCGCGCAGCCCUUUAUGACAUCUAUGACAUCUUCUUUGAAAUGCCUUUGGGGGACCGCUUAGCAUUGCUGCAGCAGGACAGGGAGCUCCGAGCAGAGAGGAAGCUACGAGACAUGGAGAAAGCCAAGUGUCCCAAGGAGAGAGUGGUUCUCUCUGCUGCCACACAGAGGUCUCUGGACAGGAAAAAGAGGGUUGGCGAAUCCCCAGCACAGGCUAGGAAGAUGCAGCAGAAGCCAAAGAGCCCCACUACCAGCAGAGUCCUGAAGCCAAGCCAAGGCCAAAAUUCUCCUGUCUCAGGCCAGCUGAACCGCCAGGGUGGCUGUUUCCUCUCAGGAGCUGGUACAGAAGAACCCCAGAGGAGAGAGUGAGACGCUCAGACAGCCUGAAGAAGCAGCACUCUUUGGGUUAACAUGUGACUCAACAUCCCCUGACGUGUGAACUUGAAUUUUUAGACUUUGAAUACAAACCUUACACCACUGAAACUCCAGUCAGUCGCUGCUAAUAAUAGGAUUGUCUUUAAUUUACCUUCUUAAAUUCAAAUGAUUGUAUUCACUACCACACUUAAGCUAUUUGAUAUACACCAUCACAAGACCACUGUUUUUUGACUGUUGUAGCUUGCUAAAAUUGUUUUUUAGUAGCAACUACUGAGUGUUACACACAAAACUCACAUGUAGCUUGAUGUGGAGUAUUUAAUGACUAGGUAGGUACAAUUAAAUUUUAAAGUAUCUGUACUUAAAUGCAAACUAGAAGAAGGUCAGAGAUAAGGGAAAUAAGUUUUAAAAAAAAGUUAUCUGUGCCUACUGAACUAUGCCUUUGCUAUCUGUAGUAUUUUAGCAUGCAUAUACUUAUCAUUUGUGUUAAACAUCUCGUGUUUAUAGCUGUGAGCGACUUUACAAACAUCUGUUCUGACAGUCACAUAAUGUAGUUGCCAUAAAAGUAGAGUAUUUAAGUGUGUAUAAUUCAUUAAGCUUUUUUGUUCAAGGGCUUUGAGUACCUGCUUGUGCUUUAUUUCUUUGUUAAAGGUCUAGUGUGUAACAUUUAGGAGGAUAUAUUGGCAGGAGUUGAAUAUAAUAGGCAUAACUACUUCAUUAAUGUAUAAUCACUUGAAAAUCAGAAUUGUUAUUUUUUUGUUACCUUCGAAUGAGCCAUUUUUAUCUACAGAUGUCUCGGGUUGCCUCCAUGGUUUCAUUCAGUAGCCCAGAACUGACAAACCAAACACUAGCUCUAGAUAGGGGCAUUUUGCAUUUUCUGCGUGUUUUGUAGACGCCGUAGUUUCUUGGAGGGGGAGGUAAGAGGGAGCGAGGGAGUUGCAAUAUCCACCUCACCGUUAGAUGCCACUAAAUCCUGCACACUGGUCCUUUAAAUGGUGCCAAGUUUACGCUGCUUUGAGAUAUUUCAGUAUGUUCCAACAUUUGGAGUAAAUCAAUGCCAAAUGGAAAAAAAAUCUAAAUGUGUUUGUUUACUGACAACACUACGCUACACUGGCGAGCAGCUACAUUAAUGUAGCUUCACGUAACAGGAAAUGCACAGCAGACACUCAGCACGCUGUUUCCUCUACUGAGUAAAACUAAAUUAUUGAGACCAUAUACAAUGCAUGUCAAAAUAUUUCCCUUAUUUCCCACUGUCUGUGUUAAGAAUAAGGGUCAGAAUCUAAAUAAAAUAAUAUUUAUGUGAACAUCUUAUCUAAUCCUGUGUUAGUGUUAAUGAAUUGGCACACCCACUUGUUCACUGCGAUACCACAGUGACUUUAUACUUCUGCAUCAGUAGUAUUCAGUGUGUUGAUGUUGUUUGCUGACAUUUUUUUUAUUUAAAAUACCAAAUUGUCAUGUUUUCUAUGACCAGAAUAAACUUUGAAAUGAUUUGAA
Dicentrarchus labrax (European seabass) is the source of this 4174-nucleotide messenger RNA. Its product is annotated as centriolar coiled-coil protein of 110 kDa-like. The coding region runs from base 218 to 2677 and encodes 819 amino acids. Gene Ontology annotation, molecular function: protein binding. The record is from RefSeq and is a predicted model, not a curated record. Gene Ontology annotation, biological process: centriole replication; regulation of cytokinesis; centrosome duplication. NCBI's taxonomy places the organism in Eukaryota, Metazoa, Chordata, Actinopteri, Moronidae. Gene Ontology annotation, cellular component: centriole. The transcript has 14 exons.